Messenger RNA from Prunus armeniaca (apricot), 2259 nucleotides. Lineage: Eukaryota; Viridiplantae; Streptophyta; Magnoliopsida; Rosales; Rosaceae. The record is from the annotation of a GenBank genome assembly.
AUGCCUGAGCUUGGAUUUACUUCUUCCCCUGCUUCCAUGCACAUUUCUCAGUUUCCCAGUCACCACCACUGCAGCACCCAAUUGGGUACUUCAAGACCCAGAAUUCAAGAGCACAGGUUUCAGCUUAUUCUUAGCCAGCAUGGCUCUCAGGGCAAUGGUCAUAAUCUCUGUGAAUUGAAAUUGGGGUCUCAGAAUUCUCAGCUCCUUGGUCAUGGAUAUAGUGUGCAGUUGGGUACAAUCAGACCCAGAAGCCAAAAACAUAGAAAACUCUCUUUUGGGCAUGGUAGAACCUCAUUUCUCAGUGAUUACAAGCUCAGUGGAUUGAAUUUAGGGUUUUAUAAGACCAGAGACCUGGACACUCUGAGACCCAAAGUUCCCAAAAGCAAAUUGAUUCAAGGGUGUCAUUUGGGAGGUUCAAAUUUCAGUAAAUGUAGACAUGGUAGUGUGCAAUUAGGGUUGUCUGAGGUGAAUUCCAGGAAUUUGAACUUUGUGAUGAGGUCAAGUUCAACAUUGAGUGUAGAUAAAGUGGUGGAGAGAGAGGGAGGUGGUGGUAAGAGCUACUAUGACGCCAUUGUUAUAGGGUCAGGAAUUGGAGGGUUGGUUGCAGCUACCCAGUUGGCUGUGAAGGGUGCCAGGGUUUUAGUGUUAGAGAAGUAUGUGAUUCCUGGUGGGAGCUCUGGGUAUUAUGAGAGAGAUGGUUAUACUUUUGAUGUUGGAUCUUCUGUGAUGUUCGGUUUCAGCGAUAAGGGCAAUCUAAAUUUGAUAACCCAAGCAUUGGCAGCAGUGGGUUGUGAGAUGCAGGUGAUACCUGAUCCAACUACUGUCCAUUAUCAUCUCCCCAAUAAUCUUUCUGUCCUAGUGCACAGAGAAUAUAGUGAAUUUAUCACAGAACUUACUGGUAAAUUUCCCCAUGAAAAGGAAGGGAUUCUCAAAUUCUAUGGUGAAUGUUGGAAGAUUUUCAAUGCCUUGAACUCAUUGGAACUGAAGUCACUUGAGGAGCCAAUCUACCUUUUUGGACAGUUCUUUCAGAAGCCUCUUGAAUGGCUUGGACACUUGACAUUUUACCACCAAUUACAAUGCUUUUUCUCCACGAAAUGGGGAUGUAGAACAAUUGAUUGCAGCACUGUUGUCAUUGAUACAGUUGACAAUAUUGACACCUUCAAAAUUUUGAGAUAUCAGUCCCCAAUAGAAUCUGCCUACUAUUUGCCUCAAAAUGCUGGGGACAUAGCUCGUAAAUACAUUCAGGAUCCCCAGCUGUUGUCUUUCAUAGAUGCGGAGUGUUUUAUUGUGAGUACAGUCAAGGCUUUGCAGACACCAAUGAUCAAUGCAAGCAUGGUUAUGUGUGACAGGCAUUAUGGUGGGAUUAACUACCCUGUUGGUGGUGUUGGCGGAAUUGCAAAGUCCUUAGCAAAAGGUCUAGUAGACCAGGGCAGUGAGAUACUUUACAAGGCCAAUGUUACUAGCAUCAUAGUUGAUCAGGGCAGAGCUGUUGGAGUAAGGCUUUCAGAUGGGAGGGAAUUCUUUGCCAAAACCAUAAUAUCAAAUGCUACUAGAUGGAAUACCUUUGGAACACUGCUAAAAGGAGACGAUGUUCCAAAAGAAGAGGAAAAUUUUCAGAAAGUUUAUGUUAAGGCCCCAUCUUUUCUUUCCAUUCACAUGGGGGUGAAAGCUGAAGUUCUGCCACCAGAUACGGAUUGCCACCAUUUUGUGCUUGAGGAUGAUUGGACAAGGUUAGAAGAGCCUUAUGGAAGUAUCUUUUUAAGCAUUCCAACUGUCCUUGACCCAUCGUUGGCUCCAGAAGGACGCCACAUACUUCACAUAUUUACAACCUCUUCCAUAGAGGACUGGGAGGGACUCUCUCGAAAGGACUACGAAGCAAAGAAAGAGAUUGUAGCAGAUGAAAUCAUUGGCAGAUUAGAGGAUAAACUAUUUCCAGGGCUAAAAUCAUCCAUCGUUUUUAAGGAGGUGGGAACACCAAAGACACACAGGCGGUACCUGGCUCGUGACAAGGGUACUUAUGGACCAAUACCACGUAGAACUCCUAAGGGCUUAUUGGGAAUGCCAUUCAAUACAACAGCCAUAGAGGGUCUCUACUGUGUUGGUGAUAGCUGCUUUCCGGGACAAGGAGUUAUAGCUGUAUCCUUCUCAGGAGUAAUGUGUGCUCAUCGAGUAGCUGCUGAUAUAGGGCUUGAGAAGAAGUCCCCAGUAUUGGAUGCUGCCCUCCUUCGACUUCUUGGAUGGUUAAGGACAUUAGCAUGA